ACAGCACAAUCAUUCACAUGGAUGCUGACUUCUUAUGAUAAUAUUUCUUAAUUUGGAUAAGGUUACGAGUCAUAUAACACGAUGUCCAGAGGAAGCAGCGCGGGUUUUGAUAGACACAUAACAAUAUUUUCCCCAGAAGGAAGAUUGUAUCAAGUUGAAUAUGCAUUCAAGGCAAUUAAUCAAGGAGGAUUAACAUCUGUUGCUAUCCGGGGUAAAGAUUCAGCAGUUGUUGUAACACAGAAGAAAGUCCCGGACAAAUUGUUGGACCCUUCUACAGUUUCCCAUCUGUAUGGCAUCACUGAACAUAUAGGUUGUGUAAUGACGGGAAUGGUUGCCGACAGUAGGUCCCAGGUGGCACGGGCUAGGUACGAGGCGGCUAACUGGCAGUACAAGUAUGGAUAUGAGAUGCCAGUAGACAUGCUCUGUAAGAGGCUGGCAGACAUUUCACAGGUGUACACACAGAGUGCUGAGAUGAGACCACUUGGCUGUACUAUGAUUCUCAUAUCUGUGGAUGAUGAAUAUGGACCACAAGUUUACAAGACAGAUCCUGCAGGAUACUACUGUGGCUUCAAGGCCACUUCUGCUGGUGUGAAACAGCUGGAAGCUAACAGCUUCCUGGAGAAGAAGAUAAAGAAGAAACAGGACUUCACUUGUAAUGAAGCAGUUGAGGUGGCAAUCACAUGUCUAUCUACUGUGUUGUCUGUGGACUUUAAGGCGUCUGAACUGGAAGUUGGAGUCGUCUCUGUUGAUAACCCAAGAUACAGGACAUUGACAGAGGAAGAAAUAGAUUCUCACCUAGUGGCAAUCGCCGAGAAAGAUUGAGUGCCAUGAUCACCAUGUGAAGUAUCUCUUCAAAUGCACUCCAGGUCUGAAGCUGUGAGCUGAAGAAUCAUUGAAUAAUUUAUGUAUACCUGUCAAAUGUUCAGUGCUAUUCUGUGACCAUGACUGAUGGCCAAGUCUAGCCAACAUUAAGAAGUUUCUUGUUCUCGGCCGAGAGCCUGAGAUGUCACGUAUAUAGUCAACACUGGUCCUGUUUGGCCAAGUUUGUCGGCUUGUAACAUUUGGUAGCAGCAUAAAAAGGCUUAGGUUGUCAUCUUGUCAUUUCACUCCAGUGAAUGCUUAUCAAUAAAAAUUCAAAGAUGUUACCAUUUUCCAUGUUUGACUCUGCUUGAAUAAUAAUUUUGUCAUUGUAGUAUUAAUUAACGGUAAUAACAUCUGCAAUCCUGAGGCACUGGAGAUCUUAGUUCAAUACCUGCCAUGGACGAAAUUCCUAGAAUCCCCCAGCUCUCAUCAUUUGUGGGGCAAUAAGUAGGAUUGUGGGAGUGAUUUGCACGCUCUGAUAUUGAUUGAAGACCACUUGUUUUCCACCAAUAAAGUUUACACGUCUGUAUGUGGGAAAUUUCAUCCUGGUUUAUUUCAGGUACUCCAGUUUCUGUCAUCUGGAAACUGAGCGCCAUUAUGCAUGUGAGAACUUUAUGAGUAUGGCAACAGCAAAAUAAAUA
Messenger RNA from Liolophura sinensis, 1502 nucleotides. Its product is annotated as proteasome subunit alpha type-6-like. Gene Ontology annotation, biological process: ubiquitin-dependent protein catabolic process. NCBI's taxonomy places the organism in Eukaryota, Metazoa, Mollusca, Polyplacophora, Chitonida, Chitonidae. The coding region runs from base 82 to 822 and encodes 246 amino acids. Gene Ontology annotation, cellular component: proteasome core complex, alpha-subunit complex; proteasome core complex. The transcript is spliced from 7 exons. The record is from RefSeq and is a predicted model, not a curated record.